Molecule: messenger RNA, 2468 nt
Organism: Cryptomeria japonica (Japanese cedar)
Lineage: Eukaryota; Viridiplantae; Streptophyta; Pinopsida; Cupressales; Cupressaceae
Product: protein NRT1/ PTR FAMILY 8.1
Exons: 6
Coding region: 545-2248 (567 amino acids)
Biological process (GO): oligopeptide transport; transmembrane transport
Cellular component (GO): membrane
Molecular function (GO): transmembrane transporter activity
Source: RefSeq, a predicted model, not a curated record
UAUGCAGGUGCUAAUAAGAAAGAAAUAUUCUCCUGUGUCAUUUUUUGAUUAUUCUCUGUAGCAGGGUCCCUUCAUGAUCUUGACAACACUGCUAUGGCUUCUGUUAUCGACAGAAAUUCACCAGUAAACGACACUCAUAAAAUGAUAGUGACCCAAGCUUACCAACACAAAUCAGGGAGCUUUCUCUCUAAAAUAAUGGGUCGAAAUUAUUCUCUCAUACAGAGCUGUGUAUGGCCAGAAUUCAAUUCAUUUUUUGCAGUUCGGUAUAUCGGCUGCAAUCUACAACCUCAGAAAUGGAGACAGAGCUUACCGAAAAUAACUCCCAGAUGAUUCCAGGUCGCUGUUCUAAAGCUGAAGAUCGCUGCCUUAUGGUGGCAAAUUUGCUGAUGUUGGAGGAGAUAAAUCAUUUGUGAUGGUAGAUCAAAUGAAAUGAUCAGCCAUCCUAUAUAGGCGCUCUAGCUUAGAGGUUAAGAAAGUGGAGACAAAGAGUGAGGUUCUUUCGGUGCAUUCAAAUGAUGAAAUAACUCAAGAUGGUUCUGUGGAUAUGCAUGGAAAUCCAUCAAUCAAGAAAAAAUCAGGAAACUGGAAGGCUUGUCCAUUCAUUUUGGGAAAUGAAUGCUGUGUGAGCUUAGCAUACUGUGGAAUCAAUAUAAAUAUGGUGAACUAUUUAAUAAAGUGUUUCCAUCAGGGUAACUCUACUGCAGCCAAUACUGUAAACAAUUGGGCUGGAACAUGUAGCAUUACACCUCUCAUUGGGGCUUUUAUGGCCGAUUCAUAUUGGGGACGAUAUUGGACCAUUGCUGUUUUCUCUACUAUCUAUUUUAUUGGAAUGACCUUGCUAACCAUAUCUGCAUUUACACCCAGUCUAAAGCCUCUGUGCAAGGUUUCUGAUGAUGAUCACAAUGCAUCCACAGCACAAACUGGUGUUUUCUUCUUAGCACUUUACCUUGUUGCAUUAGGAACUGGAGGUAUCACCCCAUGUGUAUCAUCUUUUGGAGCAGACCAAUUUGAUGAGACAGAUGAUGUUGAAAAGAAAAAGAAGAGUUCAUUUUUCAACUGGUAUUAUUUUUCAAUAAAUAUUGGUGCUCUCCUCUCUAGCAGUGUCCUUGUUUGGAUCCAAGAUAAUGUUGGCUGGGGGUGGGGUUUUGGAAUUCCUACUGUGGCCUUGGCAGUGGCAAUAUUUUUCUUCUUUUCAGGCACUUUAUUGUACCGGCAUCAGAAACCAGGAGGCAGUGCUUUGACACGGAUAGCCCAGGUCAUUGUUGCAUCAUUUCGGAAACGACAUAUUCAAGUUCCAGAUGAUAAUUCUUUGCUUUAUGAAGUUCAAGAUAAGGAGUCUUCCAUUGAAGGAAGUCGGAAACUUGAGCACACAGAUGUAUUCCUCUUUCUGGACAAAGCUGCAACAGAAACAGACAAUGAGAAAUGUAAAGUGGGUAACAUCAAUCCAUGGAGACUUUGCACUGUGACUCAAGUGGAGGAGUUGAAAUCAAUUAUCCGAAUGUUUCCAAUCUGGGCCAGUGUUAUUAUAUUUUCCACUGCUUACAGUCAAAUGAGUACACUGUUUGUGGAACAAGGAGAUACCAUGGAUGUCAGGAUCAGUUCCAAUUUCAAAAUUCCACCAGCAUCAUUAAUUGUAUUUGAUAUACUUAGUGUCAUGUUCUGGGUUCCAGUUUAUGAUUUUCUCAUAGUUCCACUUGCACGGAAGUACACUGGGAACCAACGGGGCUUUACCCAUCUACAACGUAUGGGAAUGGGGUUGGUCAUUUCUAUUUUUGCCAUGGUUGUUGCAGCAUUUGUGGAGAUAAAGAGACUUAAGAUGGUUGCAGAGCAUAACUACUACGAACGAUCAUACAUACCCAUGAGCAUUUUUUGGCAGAUUCCUCAGUACUUUAUAAUAGGUGCUGCUGAAAUUUUCACUUACAUAGGACAAAUAGAGUUCUUUUAUGACCAAGCACCUGAUGCCAUGCGAAGUUUGGGUAGUGCACUUGCACUUACCACGCAAGCAUUAGGGAGUUACCUCAGCUCUCUACUUGUUACCAUUGUUACUCACAUUACAACAAGGCAUGGAAAGAGAGGAUGGAUUCCUGAUAACUUGAACUAUGGACAUAUUGAUUACUUCUUCUGGCUUCUCGCCAUCCUUAGUUUCCUAAACUUUCUGGUCUAUCUUCUUAUUGCAAAUUGGUACGUGUAUAAGAAGCCCACAGGAGCUCCCCAUAUAAGCAAGCAGGGCACACAAAAGGCACAUUAGCAAGCUCAAGUUUUAUAUAAAUAAAUUGUACACAUGAGAUGUUGCCAAAAGAAAGGAAAUGUGGGUUUUUUUUUUGCAACAAAGCAAAUCCAGUAAAGGUUUUUUAAAUUGCCAACAAGAUUUGUAAUAUGUGAAGAACAAGUCCUUUUGUGUGGAUUUCUCUGAAUGGACUUGCUAUAUGGCGCUUAGCUUCGUAAUCGAAUUAAGCUAUAGUUCUACA